AUGACAGCUCAACCUGUUCGCACCAACGGUGAUGUCUCUCACUCAACGGCUGAGAAAACAGCUCCUUCCACUUCUUCAUCUCCUAGAGUAGUCAUACCGGGCAAAACAGGAAGAAUUCUAUGUGUUGCUGACAUUCGUGGGGAUUACCACGAGCUCAACCGACUCAUAAGAGAACAUGAAGCUACAGCAGUCAUCCAUACUGGUGAUUUUGGAUUCAUGAAUGCCGACAGUGUUGAUCGUAUGGGAGAUAAAAUUCUUCGUCACUUGAUCACAUAUUCUCCCCUCAUCCCACCUGCAACCAGAAAUCAACUCCUUGCGAUCCCACCUACGAAAGAUGCAGAAGCAGAUCGAAAAGGCCUAGUGGAACAAUUAAACAAUUCAUCAGUUCAUUUCCCACUUUCUCAAUUCCCCCAUUUGCUUUCAGGAGCGAUCAAUUUCCCUGUACCUGUGUUCACCGUUUGGGGAUUGGUAGAAGAUGUAAGAGUAUUGGAAAAGUUCAGAACGGGAGAAUAUGAAGUCAAUAAUCUUUUCAUUGUUGACGAAGCUACUUCCAGAGGUGUCGAUGUUGGAGGAUUGAAGUUGAGAAUAUUCGGAUUGGGAGGUGCUGUAACUCCUCAUAAGAUGUGUGAGGGCCAUGCAACCAUUGCCGGUGGAUCUGGAACAAUGUGGUCGACUGCUUUACAAGUGGGAGAAUUGAUAGACACAGCUCACCGAGCAUACGAUGCUACAGAAACACGCCUUUUCGUAUCCUCAGCACCUAGCCGAAAUGGUCUUUUAUCGUUGACUGCUAAUGCUCUGAAAGCCGAUCUUACAAUCUCCGCCGGUUUGCACUUCCGAUACCCCGUAUCUUUCAACGCAUUUUCCGUUCACGAAAAGUUCGAGCACUAUCAACAAGCGCUUCAACAUGCUUCAACUUCAUUCAGUGAGGUUUACGAUACCGUCAGAGAUAGGGUGGAUAACAGCAUGAACGGCGACCAGCAAGCCCUAUUGAAAAAAGUUAGCACCGCUUUCUUAAAGAUCCCACAACAAGACGACCAUUCAUGGACCAAUACCUGGAACUGGAUUCUUUCAGAUGCCUCAUGUGGACAUAUGCUUUUGUCGGUUACUGAAGGAAGGAUCUCCUCAGAGACAAAGUCAGCCGGCCUCAAUUUCGUUCACCGAAAUGGUCAAGCACCCUCCUUGCCGUUAGCGCCAGUAUCUGCUUCCACUGCGGCUCCAACGGCCGCCGUAGCUCGACGUCAAGAUGCUUCCGAUAUCUCCAAGACCGUUGCACCUACACGAGCGCCUAUUGGUCCUGGUGGUCCUGGAGCGGCAAAGAAUGGUCCACCCUCUGGCGCACCUCCCACUGGAUCCAACUCGUUCAAGAACGGCUUGAACAGGGGCAAUGGACCUUCCGCUAGACCUGUCCCUCCUUCUGCUACUACAGCUUCACCUGCUCCCUCUGCCCCUUCAACUGCUGCACCUAAUGGCUCAUCCUCCAUUCCUGUGAAACCUCCCACUCAACCCCGUGGACGAGGUGGAAACCUCGUCAGUCAAGCUUUUGCAGUCGCCGGUGCCGCAAAGGACAAGAUUGUCGAUGCUGUCAAACCAUCUUCAGCUCCUGCGAACGCAAAAUCUACUUCUGCUGGACCAGCCAAAACAUCGACCCCUUCUACCACCGCCAAAGCUUCCCCGACAACUGCAGCAGCUGAUAAGGCAACUAAAGACGAGCCCAAGAAGUCUGUGCCUGCUGCCAACGGUGCCGGUACUAGUGGUGCUACAAGUGAGACUGUAAACUCUUCACCCGAAGCAAAGGAGGGAGCGAAGAACGUCCAUAACCGUGAAGAAUCUGGCGAAGUUAGACCUAAGAAACAUUCUUUAUACCUCAAAGGAUUACCUGUUCCUACGACUGAAGAGGAGAUUAAGGGUUUGUUCAAGGAUCAAGCUGGCAAGAUUGCACAAGUCAAGAUUAUUUCAGAUAGACUUACAAACAAACAGAAGGAUUUCGGUUACGUCGAUUUCGCAGCCGAGGAGGAGAUGAAUGCUGCACUCAAAGCAGCUGAAGGUGGCAAGAUUAAAGAUUCAGUGAUUCAAAUAAGCGUAUCUAACCCUCCUAGUCGAUCAUUUGCCGAGACUAAUGGCUAUAGAGGAAGAGGUAGGGGUGGGUUUGUUCGUGGUGGAAGAGGUAGAGGAUUUGGUUCCAUUGGAGGAAGGAAAGAGAUAGGAGAAGGUAAAGAAGCUUCUUCUGGUUCAGCUGGAGCAGAGAAGAAGGAGUAA
Messenger RNA from Kwoniella shivajii, 2256 nucleotides. RefSeq lists its product as uncharacterized. The coding region runs from base 1 to 2256 and encodes 751 amino acids. Gene Ontology annotation, molecular function: RNA binding. The record is from RefSeq and is a predicted model, not a curated record. The transcript is spliced from 11 exons. Lineage: Eukaryota; Fungi; Basidiomycota; Tremellomycetes; Tremellales; Cryptococcaceae.